UGCUGCUGAGGACCCCAGGCGGGCCCUGCGCGGACUCCACUGCACUUUCACUCCACUGGGUUCUGGCGGAGCAGAGGCGGCCUCGGGCUCUCCAUGGCAGCGGGCUCAGAGGUGAGCUCUCACCUUACCCUGGAAGCUACAGCUGCAGGGAACCAAGGUCAACAUGUCAAACCUUUUACCCCAGAGAAAGCAAAAGAAAUUAUAAUGUCUCUACAACAGCCUGCAAUCUUCUGUAACAUGGUUUUUGAUUGGCCAGCACGACACUGGACUGCUAAACACCUUUCUGAGGUCCUUCACGGCAAACAGAUACGAUUCAGAAUGGGAAUGAAAAACACAGACACAGUUCCCCAAUUUGAAACUGCUUGUAGUUAUGUGGAAGCUACACUUGAAGAAUUUCUGACCUGGAACUGUGACCAGUCUAGUGAUUCUGGACCAUUUAAAGAUUAUGAUCAUUCUAAAUUCUGGGCUUAUGCUGACUACAAAUAUUUUGUUAGUCUAUUUGAAGACAAGACAGAUAUUUUCCAGGACGUGAUAUGGUCUGAUUUUGGUUUUCCUGGAAGAAAUGGACAGGAAAGUACAUUGUGGAUUGGCUCCUUGGGAGCCCAUACCCCCUGUCAUCUGGACUCCUAUGGUUGCAACUUAGUAUUCCAGGUACAAGGAAGGAAAAGAUGGCAUCUCUUUCCUCCUGAAGAUACGCCUUUCCUUUAUCCAACUAGAAUCCCUUAUGAAGAAUCUAGCGUGUUCAGUAAAAUCAAUGUUGUCAAUCCUGAUUUAAAGCGUUUUCCUCAGUUCCAGAAAGCUCGAAGACAUACGGUCACGCUGAGCCCAGGACAGGUUCUGUUUGUCCCUAGACACUGGUGGCAUUACGUCGAGUCCCUUGAUCCUGUCACUGUCAGUAUAAACUCAUGGAUUGAACUGGAAGAGGACCACCUUGCCCGGGUGGAGGAAGCCAUCACCCGCAUGCUUGUGUGUGCACUGAAAACUGCAGAGGACCCACACAAUACCAGAGCAUGGUUAAACCCCACGGAGGUUGAGGAAACAUCCCAUGAAGUCAAUUGCCACUACUUAAAUGGAGCUGUAGCUGCCUUUCUUGAUCAUUACAAAACAUYCAAAGGAGUAGAAAUUCAAGCACUAAGAACAAGUAAGGAGAACCUGCAAAAGGAAGAUUUAAACACGUGCAACCGCAUGGAGAUGGAAGGAACCAUGGCAGCCAUAAAACAGGAGGCAGCAAGCCUCUUUGGCCCUGAUCUGGUCCCUGUAACACUGAGAUCCAAAGAAACACCUUCAGAAGGAGGAGGCAUAUUUGAAAGUGAUGGCAAAGACUUUGUCGACAAAGAUGGAAAACACUUUGCAAAACUGUUUUGUGCUGAUAGGCAGCAGACGAUGAGUACAAGUGACAAUGCUGGGGUGGAUCAAAUGGCUUCAAACAGUGCUCCAGCCCCUUCUCAAACAUUCAUUUCCACAGACGACUUGUUGGACUGCUUGGUGAAUCCACAAGUGACCAGAAUGGUGGCACAACUUUUGUUACAAGGGAAAAGCUUGUGAUUCCAAUCGAUGACUUUUUAAAUAACAUUUUAAGGAUAUUUCUAAAUAAUAUGACUUCUUUACAAUUUAAAAAUGCACAGCAAAAGGUCAAUUUGCACAUGUUUGUAAAUGAACUUAU
Molecule: messenger RNA, 1663 nt
Organism: Urocitellus parryii (Arctic ground squirrel)
Lineage: Eukaryota; Metazoa; Chordata; Mammalia; Rodentia; Sciuridae
Gene: Hspbap1
Product: HSPB1 associated protein 1
Source: RefSeq, a predicted model, not a curated record